UUUCUGCCUCAGCCAUAGAGUCAGCAAAGCUAGAGCGUCGAUUCAAUUGUCUGGAGACAGAAUGUGUCUUUGGGUGCUACUUCUGGGGAUUUCCCCCCCCCAAGGGGCGGGGAUUGAGAGCAGUAUGGGGACGGAAUGCUGUGGGGCCUUUGGAUGCUACUUUUGCUUUAUCUCCGUUUUGUAGGGGCUCGGCGGGGCAGGGGAGGAUGGACCAUGAACGAGUUGCAUACAACAGCUGUGCAAUGCACUUAAUAUACUCUCAGUAUUGUAGAUCAGAAGUGACGAUGAGGCUGUCUUGGAUUUCCAGUCGAAAAAAUGAAAAGCAGCUUGGUUCUCAGUGCAAAACUCAGAAGAAAAAGGCUGGAGAAAAGAAUGAUGGCAGAAGGAGUAGUGGCUGCAUCUGCACCAGCUUUGGAGCCUUCACUGUCUGAUGAAUGUGUCAAACCAUUUACACCAGAACAAGCCAAAGAAAUUGUGAUGUCUCUGCAGAAUCCUGCAGUCUUCUGUAACAUGACUUUUGAUUGGCCAGCACUUCAUUGGAAUGUUUCAUACCUUGCUGAGCUAUUGGCUGAAAAGAAAAUACCUUUCAGGAUGGGAACGAAGAAUAUGGACACAGCUCCUCUGUUUGAAACAGAGUGCAGUUAUGUGGCAGCCACGCUUGAAGAGUUUUUGGCCUGGAGUAGAAGACAUCCGCCUUGCUCUUCUGGACCAUUCAGUGGUUAUGAUUUGUGUAAAUACUGGACUUACGCUGACUAUAAGUAUAUAGUUAAGCUAUUUGAAGACAAUUCAGAACAUUUCCAGGAUGUGAGAUGGUCUGACUUCGGAUUUUUUGGAAGAAAUGGAAGGGAGAGUACUCUGUGGAUUGGCUCAGCAGGAGCAAACACCCCUUGUCAUCUGGAUUCCUAUGGCUGCAACUUGGUGUUGCAAGUCCAAGGAAGGAAAAGGUGGCAUCUGUACCCACCCGAAGACUCCAGUUUUCUUUAUCCUACCAGAAUUCCCUAUGAAGAAUCCAGUGUGUUCAGCAAAGUCAAUGUAAUCAAUCCUAAUCUGGAAAGCUUUCCACGGUUUAAGAAAGCACAAGCUCAUGUGGUAACACUUGACCCAGGCCAGGUCCUGUUUGUUCCCAGACACUGGUGGCAUUAUGUAGAAUCCAUUGACCCCAUCACUGUUAGCAUCAACUCUUGGAUUGAACUGGAUUCGGAUCAUGAAGCCCGCAUAGAAGAAGCAAUAACCCGGACACUGAUAGGUGCAAUCAAAUCCACAGAAAAGCCCAGUGCUUCAGAUUGCUGGCUCAAUCCUACAGAGGUUGAAAUGACCUCAUAUGAAACCAAUCUUCAGUACCUAAAUGGAGCCGUGUCUACAUAUUUACAACAUCAGAAGACAAGUAAAACUGAACACAGAGACACUGGGACUCCUGAAACGGAAGGGAUUCUUCCAGACAAAUGUAAAAGAAUAAAAGUCCAAGUGAAUGCAGAAUUGGAAGGCUUCAAAUCAAUGCCCUCUGACCCUCAUCUUACAAUAAUUAAAACAAAGAAGUUAAAACAAAUCCCUUUUGGACCAAGUUUAUUUCAGGUUUUACCACAGGAUUGGGAAACAAAUCCAACAGGAGAAGCAGAAAGUGACUGUACAGACAUUUUAAAUGAAGAUGAAGGACACUUUGGGGAAUUAGACUGUGGAGGGAAGACAUCUAUAAUUAAUAGCAGUUCUGGAGCACUUGUAGAUCACAAAAAUCCAUGUGGUGGUACCAGCUCCACACAAACUAGCAUUUGUACAAAUGAUUUGCUGGAUUGUGUGCUAAAUCCGCAAGUCAUCAGUUUAAUAGCCCAUCUUUUGUUGGAAAAAGCAAGUGUUUAACAUUGGUGUACUUGUCUUUUUUAAAAAUAAAAGCACAAUCAUAAGCA
Molecule: messenger RNA, 1901 nt
Organism: Hemicordylus capensis (graceful crag lizard)
Lineage: Eukaryota; Metazoa; Chordata; Lepidosauria; Squamata; Cordylidae
Gene: HSPBAP1
Product: HSPB1 associated protein 1
Exons: 9
Coding region: 316-1854 (512 amino acids)
Molecular function (GO): 2-oxoglutarate-dependent dioxygenase activity
Source: RefSeq, a predicted model, not a curated record